Aspergillus tanneri is the source of this 1101-nucleotide messenger RNA. RefSeq lists its product as uncharacterized. The transcript has 6 exons. The record is from RefSeq and is a predicted model, not a curated record. NCBI's taxonomy places the organism in Eukaryota, Fungi, Ascomycota, Eurotiomycetes, Eurotiales, Aspergillaceae. Bases 1 to 1101 code for a protein of 366 amino acids.
AUGUUACUCCCUCCGGAUCCUCGACUGACAGACCCAUCUACGUAUAACCGUGAGCAGAUCGUCGCAGUCGUGACUGACUUUUAUCAAUUCUUGACCACUCUUCCUUUCGUUGAGCCAGAUGAGAUUCUGUAUCCCCCCCCCCUGAAGGAUGGCCGCAAAUUACUAAGGACAAAAGAUGAUUACGAGUUUCCCCCUUGGGUGAUAAACCUCACCUACUCAGAAGAGAAAUAUGGAAAAUAUGUCAUGCUAGACACUACUGAUGGCACGGCAACAGUCUAUCAGAUCUGUGGGAGCUACUUUGAUCCCGUCUAUGCGGUAGAUGAUCCGCGCAGCUGGCGAGAUUUAUGUGAGGAUCAGGUUAUGCCGCUGGAAGAAUUUCUUGAUGAGCAGAAGAGGUAUUAUAUCAAUCUUGACUGGAUCUGUUAUGCGUGGGGGAUGGCUCGCCGCAAAGCUUCGUCGCCUCCAUCGGGAGAAUCCGCCCCACGACGCCGUCGCCUUCUCCGUGGAGUUCGUCCUCGUUCAUCCUCUGAAGACGAUGUCGUUUUCACACCUGCGCCCCGCUCGGUUUCGCCGGAAUGGGAGGGAUUUCCAUCCUCUCCUGCUUCGGCGGAGCCGGACGGAGUCGAAUCGCCCUCUCCGGACGUGUCUGGUAAGUCCGGUGCGUUUAUUUUCAUCGCCCCUUUGUCUCCAUCGGCGGCUUCGGUCGUCCAGGUGCAGACUACCCCUGCGCCGGUCCAUGUUGAUACGAAUGGUUUGCCUUUGGCCCAGGGGGUAGUCCCUGGUGCCACCGUUGCCUUCGACACCCUUUGUGUCGCUCCGGAGGUUGCCGCUGGUCCUUUGGCUGUUUCUAUGGUUACUGAACAUCGCACGUUUGUUGGACUUCCCCAGUCUCGUCGCCCUGCUGCGCAGGAGAGGGCGGCUGGGCUGGUAAGGGAGUAUAGACGUGCGGUUCGAAAACCUCGAAUACCACGCGUGGAUAGCAGUACAUCUGUGCCUGUCCCUGAACGCACUCCAUCGCAUUCGCCCAUGGCUCCCGUUCCUGCGACUCCCAGUCGCCUGGGUCGUUUUGUUGAUGCGGUCCUUUCCCCCUUCAAGGGUUGA